GUCUUCUCGAGGCCACUAGGGCUCCUGGGAGGCGCGACCGCAGCGCCGGAGCGGAUCCGAGCCGGACCUCUCUUCCCGGCCGGAAAACCUCGAGGAGAUUUUUCUUAAAAAACUUUAAGAAAUUUGAGGAUGGUGGGGCACAACGACUAACUCCCAUCUUCCUGUGAUUCUUUAGCCGGAAAACGGUCACAUUCUGUGGAUAAGUUCACAAGAUAAGAAAAAGGAUGGCAUCUAGAGUAAAUACCAGUUUCACUUUGAUUCCCAACCAGAAAUACAGACGUAGUAGUCGUCGAUCCAGCCAUGUUUCCAACACCCUGGACUCAGAUUUUCAGCCCUUAUCAGCACUUGGACAUUUUAGAGCCUUGCCAUUGGAAAUAUUCCAAAUAAUCUUAAGAUAUUUAUCAGUGAAGGAUGUCAGCAUGCUAAGCAUGGUGUCCAAAACAGUCAGCCAGCACAUUAUUAAUUAUAUCUCAACCUCAUCAGGAAGCAAAAGACUUUUACUACAGGACUUUCAUAACCUUGAGCUGCUUGGCAAGAGACAAGACUCUGCUGUAUUGGAACACUACAGAUCUCUAGGUUUACUGUUUAAAAGAUGUACAUUGUUGCUACCCACAAAAGAAAGACUAAAGUACAUUCACAAGAUACUCGCAGAAGUUCCCUGUUUUAAAUUCAAUGGCUGUGCAGCUCCUAUGCAGUGUUCAGGAUUAUCAUGUUAUGGCAUGCUUUUACAGACCUUAACAGCAGGUUGGGAUGAACUUGAGUGCCAUCGUGUUUUUAACUUUUUAUGUGAGCUGACUGAUCUCUCCCGCAAAAUGCAGACCAUUGUCUUCAGCAAACCAGGAAAUUCCCGAAAACUAGAGUUAAGGAUCAGACUGUUCUGUAGGAAUGUCCUGUUUGAUCAUUGGACACAUAGAAGUGAUUCUGCUUUUUGGUUGACACGUAUAUUAAAACCAUGGCCAAUGGUGAAUCAGGCAAGAUUACUAUAUAUCAUCUUUGGACCAAUAUCUCCUCAAGAUGGACAAGUGGUUUGGCAGAAAAUGAUAGAAGAACCUACAGAUGAAUCUAGUCUGAAAGGUCUGGCUGAUGCCAUUAAAUUACUAUAUGACACAGGCAUCAAAGAGUGGACAGCAGAUGAUGUUAUCAGUCUUAUAGAUGAACUAUCAGUGGUUCCUCGUGAGUGGCUUCUAGAAAAUAAUGCACGUCUCCUAAUCCUAAGUGGGAACGACAUCUGUUUCACUUUCAUGGCUAGUAAAGCUGUGAAUGGACGGACCGCUGAACUGGCAAGACUGAUAGUCUUUUUGGCUUUGGUGUGCGAGAAAGAACUAUACUGCAUGGACUGGGCAGUUAAAAUGAUGCAAAAAGUCUGUAAAGUCUUUAGUACCUCAGUUGAAAAAAACAACUUCCUGCAGAAUGUGGCAAAUGCAUUUGCAUGUAUUAUAAUGGAAAUGCUGCAGUCAAUUAUGUCUGGAGACCGAGAUGAAGAGGACAGAAUCUUUUUGAAUUUGUUCCAUCUUGUGCAUGCUCAAGCUAACUUCCAUAAGGAGGUCCUGUAUUUGACCAUCGAUUCUAUCUCUACCUAAAUACUCAGAAAGCUGUGCAUUUAGAGACUACCUCACUGAACUAACAAUGAGAAGAAUGCUACUUUCCACAAUCAAAAAAUAGCACCCAAAGAACUUUUUUUCACCCGAGUAAUUCUAAAGUUGCACAGAAUUUUAGUGGCAACUGCUUAUAUCGUUAUUAAUAUAAAAAUUAUAGGCAAACCCAAGAAUAUAUUGAGAUUUCUCUGGAAAACAAGCUGUGCCUCUCCAGAAUUUAUAAACCUCACACCAAAAUUUAGUCUCCAAGAGUCUGGGCCGGCCAGCCUGUAUGUAUGGGUCUUUGAAGCAAGAGAAAAUUUUGUUUUAUAGUUGAGCAGACCCAACUUCUGUAUGUAUCUGUUCACUGUGCUUAGACUGUGUAGACCUAGCCUAGAAUGUUUUGUGAAGGUUUGCAAUAUGAUGUUUUGGAAUGUGCAGAUAUAAAUCACAUUUUAAACCACCUUGUUGGCAUAUAGUUACAAAGAACAUUAUAUUUUGUUCAUGUUUUGUAUGAACUAACAGAUCAAAAACCAAAGGAAGUAUGUGUGUAUAUGUAUAUACAUAUCCAUAAAUAUGUAUAUAUGUACAUAUACACAAAUAUAUAUGUUUCUUUAAGACAAAUCAUACAAAAAGUCUAUAAAGAGAGAGGGGUGUAUAGUAUUUUAAUACAAAUCAUAUUUUAUUUCCUGGGGAUUAGAGUAAAAUGUUGCAAAUAAGGGAAAAUAUAAAAUGAAAGAAAAGUACCUAUUCUGAUGCCAGCACAAUACGCACAAAUAAUUUGCACUUCUUCCUAAAGCUUUUCUCCCUAUCUUGAAAAGUAGAACUUGAAGAAACUGGAAGCAUGGAUGUUAAAGCAGCCCAGGAGUGGGGUUUUUCUUCACUCAAGUAAAUGAAUCCUAAGAAGCUCCAGGACUAUUUCAGUCUGACUAGCAUCACUUUUACUAUUAAAGUAGAAAACAAUAGCGCCUACUGAGGCUGAAAUAGUGCUAGAACUCUCCUGGAUUUUCCAUUUUCUUCUCCUUGGGUUUGAUCAUUUUACUUCUGUUGAACACACAACUUUUCCCACUCGACUUUUCAGACACUGGCUUUCUUUUUCUAAGCCCUUGAUUUAACUCACCUCUUGAGCUGACAAAGGGGAGAAAUAACUAGACGAUAUAGAAAUUACCUGCAGAAGUAGAAUAGAAAUUGUGGAAAAUUCUCAAGUAUUUGGCAAGUGGGGUUCAAUAAGAGAUUUAAUAAGAUUGAGGAAGAGUGAAAUUUGUGGAGAAGAUAGAAAUUUUGAUAACAAGAUUUUACUAUAUUUCAGUAGCAUAAGCACUUGACCUUCUUUUAUGGAUGGUCAGAAACUAACUGCCUUUCUUUGAUGGAUUGUUGGACUGCAAUUCCAUUGGCUGCAGGAAUUAUUUCUCCAGAGUUUAGCAUUUACAUAUUUAUGCAAAAAAACAAGUCCUUGCUUUUAUCCUAGUUUCAUUUUCUUCCUCUAAUUUCAUUUUCUUCCUUCCAGUUCACCACUAAAUUAUGAAGAUUAAAAGUUGGCAGAUACAGAGUACAAAACAUUUUAAUUAGCUUUUUGUUUCUCUCUCACUCUUUUUCUCUUACAUGCUUUGGAAAACCUAACCCAUUUAUUUAUCAAAAUAUUAGUAAUUCCAAGUUGGGAAUAUACUCCAUUAGAUUAUUGGGGGGGGGGGAGAAGAAAAAUGAAGGAAAGAAAGUAAAAAUUUUAAUAUAAAUAGUGAAUAUUUUAAAUAGUUUACUACAUAGAUGUUAAGUUUCAUUCUCUUAGAGAAGCAAUUUCGCAUUGUGAAGUUCCCUUGUGUUCCUUGAAUUACCUAAGUCUCUACAGCAGUUAUUUUCAGAAGUUUACAAAAGAAGAAUGGCUUAAUUUAAAAGAUUUUGACCUGGAUUUUGAAUCUCAUCACACACUUGACAUGACUGCUGCUGUAAAAUUUGAAAAACACAUUAUUGCAUUAUUCUCAAUAAUUGUGAGAUCAUUAUCUCACCGUCCCCAGAAAUUUGGGACAUAAAAAAUCUGAUUCAUUCUUUGGGUACAGUAGAUAAAUGAUAUCAUCUUGCUACCAAUAAAAAGUAAAUAAAAAAAUUCUUCAUUCAAUUAUCAAUGGAUAAAAAUAACUUUUGAGACAAAAUUUCCAGUUUCCUCAAUUCAAUCCAGUUGUGUUUUUUUUUAUUGUGUUUUGUUUUGUUUUUUCACUUUUUGGGUCGACAGUAAUUUUAUUGUAACAGAGAAGCCAGGCUGCAGUAAGUCUACACGAUUAAGGUAGAUGGUGGUUAUCUUCCCAAAGGGUGGAUGAAGCCCGAACCCAGCUGGACAGCAAUCCAGUGUUUUGCUGAAUAUAUUUGUCAUUAGGAAUAAAGUGUGAUAUCAAAUUUUGAAGUGGGAGGCUAAAUUGUGAAAGCAUAUAUGUAUGUAUUAUCAUUAAUAUUAAUGUUUAAGUGAUGGUAUAUGCAAUCAUAUUGCCACAGAAAAGGAGCCUGUGCAAAAUGAAUCGCCUAAAGAUGUUAGGAGAUUGUUCACUUCUAGCUGACUCUAGAACAGUCAUAAUAACAUAACAAUACUAGCAAUUCAAAUCAUUCAUUUAUCCUGUACCUUUUUCUGAAUUAGAAGAUUAACCUGGGCUUCUAGCCCUUUUUUUCCUUUUGGUAGUGAUUUCCUCAGAAUUCUUUGACUUCUAUUUGUAGGAUGAUUUUUACUUCCACUAGAAGGCAAGCCCGAAAAGCUCAAUGACAGCAUUACAUUUAACUUUACUAUUGUUUCUAAACACACACACACACACACACACACAGAGGACACCAUAAUAGUACUAAUAACAAACUAAUGAUGCCACAUUUCUUAGACACUAAUUUAAAGUUUAUUUCUUGUGAUAAAUACUCUGUACCUUAUGAAACCAUAAAACAUCUAUUCUUUUAUUUUAAUAUGUCUUUAUUGAUUUUGUUUUGAGAGAGAGAGAGAGGAAGGGAGAGGGAUAGAGAGAUAGAAACAUAGAUGAGCGAGGAACAUCAUCAAUCAGCUGCCUCCUGCAUGCACCCCACUGGGGAUCAAGCCCAGCAACCCAGGCAUGUGACCGGUGACUACUUGGUUCCUGGGUCGAUGCUCAACCCCUGAGCCAUACCAGGCUGGCUAAAACAUCUAUUCUUAACACUUUUUUGGAGAAUUCUUUCUCAUGCCCUUCUGACUCCUCAACUUUAUUGUUUUCACCAUCCCAGCAGUAAAUUACUGUACCUGGGAAGCCUUUCAGGCAUUUAAGAGUUCAAGGCUGCUCUCCAUAGCAUGAACAAUAGGCACCUAUUUCACACCUUUCCCAUCCUCUGAUAACUUAGUUCAUGCUUCCAGUUGUUUUGUUAAUAACAAAGAUUUUAUUGCCAUGAUAAUUAUUCACCUUUGGAAAUUAGAGCAAGUGUGAUGUGCCCAGCAGAAGGUACAAGUGGAGGAACCAUCUUAUGUCAGCAAAAAACAAACAUGAAUCCCUUUGUGUGGUUAUUAUCUGAGUUAACCUCUUUAAGUGAAUAGUACUGAAUUAUAUGAUUACAAAUAUUUAUGUCAAUAAAUAUUGUGAAGGAUUAAAACACAAAGCUGCUAUAAAAGCCUCAUAUGUCAUUGGAUA
Myotis daubentonii (Daubenton's bat) is the source of this 5197-nucleotide messenger RNA. RefSeq names its product F-box protein 47 (gene FBXO47). The record is from RefSeq and is a predicted model, not a curated record. Lineage: Eukaryota; Metazoa; Chordata; Mammalia; Chiroptera; Vespertilionidae. Gene Ontology annotation, molecular function: protein binding.